GCUUGAAGUAAAACUAGUCCGAAAACAAGACCUGCAACAAGUGACUUUCAACAACUGAGACGAGAAUGGAGCUUUCGCUUUGUCACAUUUGGUUAGAGAGCUUGGUCAACAAAUAAACGCAUCUUGUGGGAUAAACGGCAGACGGUGAGGUGAGCCUUAUCCACAGAGAGGGAUUUGGUUGUUUCUCUAAGUGUUCCUUAUGGAGUCAUACAGAGUUAAUGGCAUGCCUAACACUGGACUUCCACAAGGCUAUACACAGCCCUCCCAGACAAGAGGCCAGAGCAAUGGCACUUACGGCCUCAGUAUCAGAGUUCAAGGCAUAGAUGGACACCCUUAUGUGGUUCUCAAUAACCAGGAUAGAUUACCAAACCCCUAUGCAGCCCCCCAAAACAGUAAUGGGUAUAUGGACUCAGAAAGACCUUUCACUACCAACUAUGAGGAAUAUGAACCCAAAGGAGCCAGGAAAAAUCUUCCUGAAGGCCCAUUUUUGGAUUACAAGCCUCAGAAGCAACAUGGAGGUCCUCACAAUGGGACUUCUGAUCCUAAGAAGCAGUCCAAUUUUUUAAACUUCCAGAAGCAUCCAGAGAUUCUCAAGCCAUAUGAUCCUGAGAGCAAUACUCUUGAUAACUUUCAAAGUCUGCCAACAGCUGAGACUAGAAAUCACUACCCAGCGUCCAUGCCAAGAGCCAACUUCCCACUUUUGAGUCAAGCUCGAUCCUCCAGCCUAGACCAAUUCAUAGUCCCCGAUCCACCUUUACUGGAUGACAGGGGACACUCCCAACCUCAGGUUCAUACCCAGACACUCCCAUUCAAUGUCCAACCUCAAACGGGUCCGUCCAAAGACCAUGUUGUGGGUCAGCCUCAGGUCAAACCCCAGAAUCGAGCUCAACCUCAGGUCAAGCCCCUGAGUCAGCCACCAUUCAAGACUCCAGUGCCCUACCAGGCUCAGUCCCAGCCCUCACAACGCCUUCCAGUUCCUCAGGCAUCUACAGUGGCCAGCAACCCUAAUGACCAUACCAAGUUUGCCUCGAGGCCACCCAGCUCAGUGAGUAGCACCAACUCCAGCCUUGAGCGAAGUCGACGUGAACCAGAUGUCCUGCCCUUGAGGCGUAUUGACUCUAGUGGCCCAGUGCUACAGUCUUCCCCAUCCCGUAACUCCUCUAUGGGCUCCAUCUCACCAACCAAGGAAGACCAGUUGGACCAGCUUUAUGCAGACACCAUCAACCGCCAUGAGAAUCGGCGUUACAUCCCUUUUUUGCCUGGUACUGGCCGUGACAUCGACACUGGUUCCAUUCCAGGCGUUGAUGAGCUCAUCAAGAAGUUUGACAGCAAAGAAACUUCUCAACGCAGGGGUCGGACAGGACGGAGGAAACGAAUUAACCCAGAGGACCGGAAGCGCUCCCGUAGUGUGGAUAGCGCCUUGCCAUUUGGUCUCAGUGGAGAUGCCGACUACUUGGAUGAGGUUAGCCAAAAUCGAGGCAGGUCCUCAGAGCACCUCCUCCGGCCAUCACUGCUCUUACAGAAGGGUGCUACAGUGAAGGCCUCCCCCAUCUCUCCACCUUCCACUGUUGGACACAGGGCGAGCCUCAAAAACAUAGCACAAGUCAGCAGUGCUCCAGGCUCUCCUCUAGGGACAUUCUCUAACUAUGCAGCUGGUAAUUUGGGGUAUAAGAAGCCUCUGAGUCAUCCUUCCAUUGUGCCUGUAGAGAACAAAAAUGAAGAAGCCAAACCAUCACAGAGCAAAAUGUCCAUGUCGAGUCUGGCAACAGGAUCAAUUUCUCAUCCCGCUGUCAACAUUAAAACAUCAAACACAGAAGUGGAUGCACAGGUGACACCUGAUCUUCUGAAAGGUCAACAAGAGCUUUCACAACAAACAAAUGAAGAGACUGCCAAGCAGAUCUUAUUUAGUUAUCUCAAAGAUGGGAGCAAUGAUAACGAUGACACUACAAAGAGGAAGGUCAACCUGGUGUUCGAAAAAAUCCAGACCUUGAAGUCACGGGCAGCGGGAAACGUGCAAGCGGACAACAAAUCUCCAGACAUUGCAGUCCAGGCUAGAGCCCUUCAGGAGCAGAAAGCAGCACUAGAAAAAGAGAUUGUUGAUCUUAAGAAACAGCUUGAGUACGAAAGCAAGAAGCACACUAAUUUGAGCGAGAAUCAACUGAAGAUGGGAGCGGGAAAGAAGGACUUGAAGGGAGAGCUGGACCAGAGUCAAGCGGAGUGCAGCAGACUGCACAACAAGCUUAGUAAAACAGAGGAUGACCUGCACACUACACUGGAGGAACUCUUUCAGGUGAAGAUGGAGAAAGAGCAGUAUCAAACGGAGAUCAGAGACCUGCAGGACCAGCUCUCAGAGAUGCAUGAUGAAUUGGAUGGAGCCAAACAGUCUCAAACAGACAGCAUAGAGAAAGAGGCCAUGAUGGAGGACUUGAUGCACCUGAAGUUAGACCUCCAGGAUCUGCUCCUAGUCAGAGAGGAGCAAGAGGAUGUGCUGAGAAGGCGCGAGAGGGAGUUGACCGCCCUCAAGGGAGCUCUGAAGGAGGAAGUGGCAACUCAUGAUCAGGAGGUGGAUAAACUUAGAGAGCAAUAUGAAAAGGAGAUCUGCAAGCUGCAAACGGCUGUGGAGGAUGCCAAACAGAACAACGCCACAGCCAGUAAGGAGAAAGAGGAAGUGGAGGCAGCACGGCAGUUGUCUGAGGGCCAGGCAGGCCGUCUGUCUCAGGAGGUGGAGAAGCUGCACAGGAGGGCGCAGGAGCUGGAGAAUGAGGUGGCCAAACUCAACCGCAUCAUUGAUGAAGCCAAGCUGCAGGAGAGCAGGCUGGGGGAGCGUGCCAGCUGUCUGGAGAAGGAGAAGAGACUGUUGGAGGAGUCUCUCGCUGAGGUCAGGGAACAGGAAGAGGAAAUGACCCGAGCAAAUCUGGCGCUUCAUACUCGCCUAGAGGAUGUGCAGAAAAACUUGACCAAGAUGACUCAAGAGCACCAUAAGCUGGAGGAGAGACUGAAGGAGGAAAGGAGUCAGAAAGAGCAGUUUAAAAACACUAAGAAUGAAAUUGAAGAUGAGAGAAGGCUGCUGGACAGGACUGUCGAGAAAUUACAAUGGGAGAUGAAUGAGAUAGUAGAGGCAUCUCAGAGCUCAACUCAGGAGCUGCAGGAGCAGAUAGACAAGUAUAAAGAAAAAAACCAGAGGGAGAUGGCAGAGCUGCAGAAGCAGCUUAGAGAGGGAGAACUGGAACUAGAUAAAUCACAUCUUGCCACCAAGACUCUUCAGGAGGAGCUGGCUCAUGUGCAAAAGGAACUGCACCAGUGUCAGAAGGAGAGAGAUGAAGCAAUGCAGAGAACAAAUGACCUGGAGCAGAAGGUCUUUGAUUUGGAGGUCGAGGCAGAGACGAAAGCCCACUCAAAUGACAAAAGCAGACAAGUCAAACUCCUGGAGGACCGUGUGUCUCAGUUAGAGAUGGAGCUGGAGGAGGAAAGGCAGAGUGGAGAUAUGCUAUUGGAGAGAAUAGAUAGAGGGAGAGAACAGUUGGAGCAGAUGAGGAGUGAGCUCAUGCAGGAGAGAGCCAGCAGACAGGAUCUGGAGUGUGACAAGAUCGCCCUGGACAGACAGAAUAAGGAUCUGAAGAGCAGGAUCGCUCAUUUGGAGGGAUCUCAGAAGCCCAAUAAAGAGGGCCUGGUGGCCCAGAUGGAGAACCGCAUCCAGGAACUGGAGGAAAGACUGAAGGGAGAGGAGAGAGAACGAGCUAACCUACAACUGGCGAACCGUCGGCUAGAGCGCAAGGUGAAGGAGAUGAUGAUGCAAGUGGAUGAAGAGCAGCAUUCACUGCAAGAUCAGAAAGAUCAGCUGAACCUGCGUCUGAAGGCUCUGAAGAGGCAGAUGGAUGAGGCGGAGGAGGAGAUUGACCGACUGGAGCACAGCAAGAAGAAACUGCAGAGAGACCUCGAGGAGCAGCAGGAGGCCAACGAACAGCUCCAGAGUCAGCUCAAAGCACUGCGCAGUGAGAUGAGGCGUAAGAGCAGCUCGGCACCAGUCCUGAAUGUCGAUGAUGACGAUGAUGACAUCAGCACUUAUGGUGAGACCUACUUCAGUUCUUCAUCCGGCUACAAGCGCUCCAGCAGUCAAGAUGCCAUCAUCUCCAAUUUCUCUCUGUGAAAAUACUACUGCAAACUGGGAGGAAGUUAUAGAUACAGAUGGAAAGAUGCCAUUUCAUGUAACCAUGAGACCAAUCCCUAAUGCCUUACUUCCUUGAUGAUAUAUUUUUGCUAGCUUUUUCUAUAAGUAAUCUUUUGUGUUCAAACCUUUUGAAUACUGUAUAGCACUGUAUAUCUGCGCAAAACACAAUGUUUGUCAAUUGUUUUGUUUGUUUUUUGUCAAAAUUGUGUACAAUUAAAUAUUCUACCAUUCCAAUAAAUCCACUGAUAUAAAAAUGAUGCAAAAAUCAUUGAAUGAUGCAAAAACAGCAUGUUAUUUAACUACCCAGAAUGUGAAGGACUGACAGACUGAAAGACAAUACAUAUUAAGGGAAAUAUGUAUGAGGGACAAAAACAAAACAGUGAUGACCAAUAGUUUUUUACUUAAUGAACAAUCAGAUUAAAUGUUAUUCCUUAUUAACUGUUCAUACGAAGCUGCACUUGAUUCUGUACAUUUCCAUCUCAUUUUUCAACAUUAUACCAUACACAAAUGCCUUUGAAUUGAACAGAUUCUCUGGUCUCUGUCUGUACAAAUCUUUUCCAUUCAAAUGUUACACUGUAUUGACAUAUUUAUGUUACCAGGAUUUUUCGUCCUACUCUGAAACACAAAUCAGUGUUAUGGAUGUAUGAACUGCAUGAGCCUGUUGUAUUUUAUAUAUAUAUAUAUAUAUAUAUAUAUAUAUAAACUUUUAGAAUUGGUUUUAACACACUUUCCUGUCCUUACGAAUAUGCCCUGUAUUUGCAUGCUGUAUAUUUAAAAGCAUUUGUGCCUGUUGUUUCAGAGGGGAAAGAAAUGUCCUGACUUAUACAAACCUUGUAUAUUACUGAACUGACAAUCACACUUUCGGAAUACACUGUGAUGAUUUGCACUGUAUAAUUGAAGUGAGCCCUUUGUGUGUUCAGUGCUUAAAUGUUUAAUGGGACAAAUCUGCAGUUAUUAUUCAAUACUGCGUCUUUUUUAAGGUUUAAAAAAAAAAAAAAAAGAAUCCUGCCUCUACCUCUCUGUACACAUCUAUCUAAAAACCUGAAAACAAACAAAAAAGAAAUAAAGUCCACAGUUAAUCUAA
This is a messenger RNA of Myxocyprinus asiaticus (Chinese sucker), 5252 nucleotides long. RefSeq names its product cingulin-like protein 1. Bases 200 to 4147 code for a protein of 1315 amino acids. The record is from RefSeq and is a predicted model, not a curated record. NCBI's taxonomy places the organism in Eukaryota, Metazoa, Chordata, Actinopteri, Cypriniformes, Catostomidae. The transcript has 19 exons. Gene Ontology annotation, cellular component: myosin complex.